Molecule: messenger RNA, 2696 nt
Organism: Aegilops tauschii subsp. strangulata
Lineage: Eukaryota; Viridiplantae; Streptophyta; Magnoliopsida; Poales; Poaceae
Product: protein FAR1-RELATED SEQUENCE 5
Biological process (GO): regulation of DNA-templated transcription
Source: RefSeq, a predicted model, not a curated record
CUCGUACUUUCGAGGCCGGCAGGAAUUGACUUCAGAUCCGUUGCUUGGAUCAUCGUGCGAUUACUGAUCCGUGAAUCAUGCGUGCUAACGACGUGAUUUCGCUGGAGUAAAUGCAGAAUGGGUAGGUGGGGCGAACUCCUUCCUACCUCCACUUCCUGCCGCUAACGUCGUACUGCGGACGGCUGGGCGGCGGCUCUACCACCACCUUAGGGUUGCGGUCUCCCGGCUCCGACGGCGAUGGAGUUCUUGCUGCAUCCGUUCAACAGAAGGACUCUGAUUGAGGAAGUGAAUGACAGCGAGGUACCGACGGAGCCAACGCGAUAUCCUGUUGUUCCGGUGCCGGCGUCGUCGUUGCCGGCGGCGAGUGCAUCCAGCGCAGAUGCGCUUAUCUGUUCGCCACCUCAUGGAGCAACAGUGGAGGGUGGUGAGAGGCCGCAGGCAUCUGAACACUCAAUAGAGCAAGUUGAUCCACAGGCUCCGGGAUGGACAAGAAGGGUCAGGGUUGGGGCUGCUGCGCCAGGGCGUGCCCCCUGCCCGGAUAGGAUGACAGCCCUGGAGAAAUCGGUCAGAGUUUUUGCUGAAACUCCUGGUGAGAAUGUAAUCGUGCCGAAGAUAGGGGUCAGCUUCGAUACUCUCGGAGAAGCAUAUGAUUUUUACAAUCUGUAUUCAUGGGAGAAAGGGUUCGGCAUUAGAUAUGGAAAGAGCAGGCUGAAUGUCAACAGGGCGAAGUGCAUGCAAGAGAUAGUUUGUGGCUGUGCGGUAUAGCAUCUUUCUGCUUGUACCAACUGACUUAUACAUCAGAAAUUCUUUCUAUGUCAUGAAGUAUCUGGCGUCGUGCUUGCUUAAUAUUGUUCCAGGGGAAACCAAUUGUCGAGAAUACCCGGUCAUGUCGAUGUGAAUGCCCUGCUCUAAUACGGUUGCUGCAUUCAAAAGAUAAUGGGUGGUAUAUAGCAGAGCACCGGGAGCAGCACAAUCACUCGUUGUCACCUACGUAUGGGCAAACUUUGCACUGGCCAUCACACAAGCAUAUCGAUGUAUACAGCAGAGAUUUGGUGAAGCAGCUGAGGGAAAAUAAUGUGAACCUGUCGAAAGUGUACAACAUCAUAGGCAGUUUUUUUUGGGAAGAUGGAAAAUGUACUAUUCACAAAGAGAGCAUUGCGGAACUUGUGUGGGAAAAUUGGACGUGAUCAGGCUGAAGAUGACGUCCGCAAAACAAUGGAGGUAUUUCAGGAGCUAGGUGCUAAAGAUCAACAGUUCACAUAUCGAGUCCAAGCUGCCAAGGACGGAAGGAUAGGUACUCUUAUGUGGGCUACUGGUAACAGCAGAUUGCAGUACACCUUCUUCGGAGACGUCGUGACAUUCGAUACAACUUACAGGACCAACCUGUACGACAUGCCUUUCGGGCUUUUUGUUGGAGUGAACAACCACUUUCAGAGCAUUAUACUGGCCGGCGUCUUGGUGAGAGAUGAGAAGGUGGAAACAUUUGAAUGGGUUUUUGCAGAGUUUGUCGGAAUGAUGGGUGGCAAUGCGCCGAAAACAAUUCUAACAGACCAAAAUCGCGCGAUGGAGGUGGCCGUAAUGAAUGUGAUGCCAAAUACGGUGCACCGGUGGUGCAAGUGGCAUGUGCUGAAGAAGGCGAAGGAGUCAUUGGGGCGAUUGUACUUCAUAAAGAGUGAUUUCCAAGCAGAGUUUCACAAGGUCGUUAAUCACAUGCUGACAAUUGAUGAGUUUGAAGAGGCCUGGAAGUACCUAAUAGAUAAAUACAACUUGAAGUCGCACGAGUACAUGACUAAUAUAUAUGAGACACGUCACAAGUGGGCAAAGUCGUACUUCAAAGGUGUGUUUUGUGCUAAAAUGACUAGCACUCAGCGGAGUGAAAGUGUGAACCAUAUGUUGAAGAACUAUAUACCCCCAAGAUGUCCUAUGCAUCUGUUUGUGAGGAAAUACAUGGUGCUGCAGUUUGUCAGGGAAGCGGAGGAAAAUUAUGAGGAGAAGAGGACCCUAAUUAAUCGACGGCCGGCGUUGGCUCCAGAACGAGGGAUCCAGGUAUACACCCGAUUGCCGCACCCUGCACAUGGGACCAGGGGCAAGACCUCAUCCUGCGCAGCCGAUGAAGAUGAUGCAGACAUGGUUGAGGGCGAGCUCGUACUGGGAAUGGCUCGGCUACGAUUGUAUACAAGUACUGAUCUGUGACAUGAACCAACUGGGAUAAGGUGCUUAAGUAGAUGUGAACCGUGCUGGGUAAGAUUCCUGCCUCCAACGGGUAGAUGCAUUAAAUAAGUGUGCAACCACCCGUUAGAUGAGGUGCAGCGGUCAGCCUCCGCAGGAUGAGGUGCCUGUCGAAGAAGGUGAAAUUCCAGAAGUUGGUGGUGGUCCUGGUGUUCCGAUGGGUCCUCUGCAGGAGUUGGAAGGUGUUGUCCAUGAAGGUGGUGCUCUCUAAAUGGUUAGGGUUGGUUCGGAAAGAUGUUUGACAGCGGCGAGUAUAUGAGGCAACAUUGUUUUUGAUGGUCGUGGUCCGGAGUCCCGAGCUUUGCUUACUAUCUUGCUUCAUUUUUGCAAUUUGUUGAAUACAUAUUUACAACUGUUGGGGAGCGCAACAUACUGUUGUUGUGAUUAUGUUUGUCCUCCAGCGCUGGAGAGUUGAGUGACAGUUCUGGCUGAUGCAUAUUUUUAGGCUGCAAUCUCUAUUUCUGUUU